This is a messenger RNA of Culex quinquefasciatus (southern house mosquito), 1181 nucleotides long. Its product is annotated as probable serine hydrolase. The record is from RefSeq and is a predicted model, not a curated record. The transcript is spliced from 2 exons. NCBI's taxonomy places the organism in Eukaryota, Metazoa, Arthropoda, Insecta, Diptera, Culicidae. The coding region runs from base 140 to 1129 and encodes 329 amino acids.
AGCUGUAAUUUACAACCUUAUUCUAGCGCGCUAGUAAACUGAUAAGUGCCCUCAUCGAUAAGCAAUCUCUUCGUCGGUCAUGUUUUGCAAACUCACCCCACGAAAACAGUCCAGCUCCGUUGUUUAGCUAGUUCAAACCAUGAGUGACGAUCCCACGACCAGUUCCCUGAUCAACCUGGUGGAAGAACACGAUCGUCAACAUGGCGUCCAGGAGGUUCGCAUCAAGCUUCCGAUCGGUCACAUCGCCGGCAAGUGGUGGGGCCCCCGGAACGUGCGGCCAAUCCUGUGCCUGCACGGCUGGCAGGACAACGCCGGAACGUUCGAUACGUUGAUCCCGUUGCUUCCCCGGCACGUCAGCUUCCUGGCGAUUGACUUCCCCGGCCACGGGUACUCUUCGCGCAUUCCGGACGGCCUCACCUACCAGACCAUCAGCUCGAUCAACCUGCUGCUGGCGGUCAUGACCGAGUACGGCUGGAAAAAGGUCUCCUUUAUGAGUCACUCGAUGGGAGCGGUGUUGCACUUUGUAUUUGCGGCGAUCUUCCCCGACAAGGUCGAUCUUAUUAUUUCGCUGGACUCGCUCAAGCCGCAAGUGCUUCCGGUUGAGUUCAUGAUCACUCGGCUGGCCGAUUCGUUCCCGCAGUUUAUGAUCGCGGACGCGCGAAACCAGCAAAAGUCCGAGCCGCCGGCCUACACGUACGACGAGAUGAUCGAGCGAUUGCACGAGGGCACGUUCCAAUCGAUCAGCAAGGAAACCUGCCCGUACCUGCUCCAUCGGAACAUUCGGAAGAGCGCGAAAUAUCCGGAAAAGUACUUCUUCACGCGGGACAGUCGGCUGAAGCACCACGCGGGUCAUCCCUUUUCGCACGAACUUAUUAUGGAAUUUGCGGCGCGACUCAAGAUGCCGUUUAUGUUUGUGAAGGCAACACGAUCGCCCUACUUUGAGGAGAAAAAGUAUUACGAUGAGGCGGUGCAGGUGUUGCGGGAAGGGAAUGCAUACUUUGAGCUGCACCAAGUUGAGGGAAGACACCACGUUCAUUUAACCAAUCCGGAGCGGGUUGCGCCGCUGGUGACGGAUUUUUUGGCCAGGUAUUGGACCAAGGAUGAGGACGUGGUGGAGAGCAAGUUGUAAAUGUUGUUGAAAUUAUUGUUUUGGUUGAAUAAAAACUGGUUUAUAGUGAACA